GAGCGGAGAAGUUUGCGGCCGGCGGGGCCGCGCCGGGCCGGGCUGCUGCCGCCGGCCAUGGGGUUCCGCCGCCGGGCCAAGAGCCACCCGCUCUUCAGCCAGGAGUUCCUGCUCCACAACCACGCGGACAUCGGCUUCUUCCUGGUGCUCUGCGUCCUCGUCGCGCUUAUGUUCGAGACCCGGCCACACCGCUCCUGCCAUCUUCCUGUCCUCCCAACCCUGGAGGUUACAGCCAAGACUGCCUUCAUAUUUAUCUUACCUCAGUACAACAUCAGCGUGCCCACCGCAGAUGGUGAGCUUGUUCACUAUUGCUAUGGACUGAAGGACUUGGUCACCAUCCUCUUUUACAUCUUCAUAGCAAUCAUUCUGCAUGCCGUAGUGCAGGACUAUGCCCUGGAUAAAAUCAGCCGACGUUUCCAUCUCUCCAAGGUCAAACACAGCAAGUUCAAUGAAUCAGGACAGCUGGUUGCAUUCCAUCUCACCUCCAUGAUCUGGUGCUUAUAUGUCAUAGUGACGGAAGGAUACUUCUCAAACCCAAGGAGCCUGUGGGAAAACUACCCUCAUGUUUAUCUUCCGUUCCAGGUGAAGUUCUUCUACCUGUGCCAGCUGUCCUACUGGCUGCACGCGCUGCCCGAGCUGUACUUCCAGAAGGUGCGGAAGGAGGAGAUUCCCCGCCAGCUGCAGUAUAUCUGCCUCUACCUGGUGCAUAUCGCUGGAGCGUACCUCCUCAACCUCACCCGGCUGGGGCUGAUCCUCUUGCUGCUGCAGUACGUGGCCGAAUUCCUCUUCCACAUGGCCCGCCUUGUCUACUUCACGGAUGAGAACAACGAGAAACUGUUUAAUGCUUGGGCUGUUGUGUUUGUGAUCACCCGACUCUUCACCCUCACCCUCUCGGUGCUGGUCAUAGCCUUCGGGCUGGCGCGGGAGGACAACCAGACAUUUGAGCCUGAGAAAGGAAACUUCAACACCCUGCUGCUCAGGAUGGGCGUGCUGCUCGUGGUCUGCCUCUUCCAGACCUGGAUGAUGUGGCGCUUCAUCCACUUCCAGCUGCGGCGUUGGCGGGAGUACUGGAACGAGCAGAGCACCAGGAAGCGGGCCGCAGCUUCUGCCACCAUCACCAAACAGCAGUCCAAGCCCCUCAAGAGGGAGUCAGGUUAUCAUGAAAAUGGGGUGGUGAAAGCCGAGAACGGGACUUCGCCGCGCACCAAGAAGCUCAAGUCUCCGUAGAGCCAAAGGCCGGUCUGCAGGGCCAGAGGGUGAGAGACCAGGACUAAGCACCAGCCCUCUGCUCCCCAGCCCUGCAGGUGCCAUCUUGGAUGGCUUGAAAACACAUUGUCUUCACAAGCUUGCGCUCGCGCGUGCUCUCUGUCUCUUCUCUUCCAUGCUCUUUUUUUUCUCUCUCUUCCUCUCUUAGAUCAUUGCAAUAAAACCAACCCCCCCAACCAAUCUCUCCUCCCUACAUAGGAGCCCAACACAAAGCUCCAGCCUUCACCUUCCUCUCAAUCCUAUUAUAAACCAUCGUGCAAUUCCCCCCACCCCCCCUCUUUCCAUUCAUUACUGUGGGAGGGUUUUAAUAAAUAGGUAGCUCCAGAUAUGCGAUCCCUUUUCCACAACAGGUUCCUCCCUGCUCCCUUCCCUCAAACAACCCUGUUUUUCCCUGGAUCCGUGGUUUGGAGGGAUGGUAGCUGUGGCUCCAGGGGCUGACUUGCUGCAAGCGUAGUCCGAGUGACUGCUACCGUCGGACACGGGGGGAGACUACAGCCAGAUCUUGGGAGUUUGUGGCAUCUUCUGGAGCUCUUGGUGAGCCUGUCCUGUCUCGAGCAGGCUUCACAGGAUCCAGAAGGCACCCCAGUUCUAGACUGAGCAUCUCCCCAGAGGAAGCUGCAGUGUGCCCUUAGCUGUGUUUAGCAGCCCCUCCAGCCUUGGCUUUGGGUCAUGUCCUAGAGAGCUGGGCAGGUGACAGAGUGGGGAACAGCUCCUGCCUGCUCUCCCCACCCAGGCACUUCGCCCAGCAUCUGCCCAUCUCGCCCGCUUCAGCAGCUGGAAGGGAAUCCCCAGCACCAGCCCCUCUGGACCUGCUGGUGCUACUGGCUGAGCCCAGUCCUGACUUGUCCUUCCCCCUCCUCAGUGGCACGGUGACCAGGCUUCGCCUCUGCCCCUUGACUGUCAGUGCUUUAUGGUGGGGAUGGCUGCACCCAGGGAAGUAGCUCAGGCCAAAUUUGGGUUCAGGUGGCAUCCGCCUGAGCCCCUCCACUACCAGCAAGAUAACCUCGUUUCUGCAGCCUUCAGGACAUGCCACGUGGCGUUGGGGCAUCACGGUCCUAAGCUUUUGUGCUGCGUCCAGGAGAAUGGCUGUCCCAAUGGGGUUAACGCGGCCAUACCCUUCCACCCUUGGGCAUCCGAGUGCCUCUGCCAUCCCAGCCUGGCCCUUCCCUUCUCUGCUCCCUUUCCUCUUCCAAGGAUACCGGGCUUGUAUCCACCAAGGUGCUAUAACACAACCAGGUUUCCAUCCCAUUCCCGAAGCCCAGCCCCAUCGUUCCUUUUGAGCCAUGAAUGGGAUGGGAAUCAGCGUAGACUUGCCCACGGGUGAGGGAGGGCUCCCACCUUACCCGUGCCAUACGGCAACCUUCUCACCGCCCCAGCGGGUUGGAUGGAAAUCCCCUCAAAUCUACCUCAGAGGCCACGUUUCCGAAGACCACUUUCCCUCAUCAGCCCCUCUUUGCACGUGGUGUUGGAAGGCGAUGGCGGCAGGCAGGACCGUUCUGACACCCAGGACCCCCCUCUGGCGCUACCCCCGGUUUCACCCCUGCCCUCCUCUUGCCAGGCCCAUCCCAACCCGCUAGGCAGCAGGUCUCUUCCCGUGCCACGUGUUGAUCAAGACUGGGCCCAGUCGCUCUGCUGCAUCCUCCCUCUGUGGGAGUUCCCGGUCGCCGGGCUUUGCCCCUGUGUGCAGCAAAGCAAUUGGGAGUUUCCAUUCCCGGUGCGCCGUGGCGGGUGCUUCCUUUUUGGCAAAGCUGUUUCCAUGUUGUGUGUUACUGCAACCUUGUUCGGUAGCAUUUCCUCUUGGCCGAGCGUGGCGGGGGUGCUGCUGCUCCCAGAGCGGGAGGGGAGAGGCAGAGGGUGGGCUGGGGCACAGGUGCGGACUUGCUUCCCAAGCAAUUCAGGUAGCAAUCAGGGCUGACCCUUCCUUCCUAAGGGGCGAGCGACCUGGUGGGAAUAUAUGACGCGAGAUGCUCCUGGCUCAUCCCUCUUUGCUUGUCUGUGCCAGUCUCCCUGCGGGGUGUGGCGCUUGCCCACACUCUCCUCCGUGCUUUUUUCGGGAGCCAACGGCAGCUCUCAUGGGUUUUUUUUCAGGCCUUCUCAGCCAUGCUUCUCCCUCCUGCUGAUGGCCACAUCCAGGGGUGGGGGAAAGGGUCUGGGCACCUGAUGCAGCUGCUCAGGUUAAAUCCCUUCCCCUUGCCUCCAGUAACCUUUGAGCUUCAAGUGAGCAGUGCCAGCUGUAGACUCCCAGAGGUCUCCCUCCUGGUCCUGCAUCUUGUGACUGCCCCGAGCCCUUGCUGGGUGCAUGGUGUGCUUCUUCCUAACAAAUCCAUCAUUUGGGCAGAGGGGGCUCUGGCAAUUGGAGAGCAGCAUUACGGGAUACAAGGUGGAUGCUAACACCAGCAAAGGGGGAGCUGAAAGAUGCAAGCGCUGAGCACCUAGGCUUAGCUCAGCACUCCCUUCCACCUCUGCCCCCUUUCUCCAGCCAUAUGGCUACCAUUGGGGCCUCCAAAGAGGCAGAGGCUUGGCAGGAUUUCUCCAAAGCACUGGCUGGUGUCACUUGGAGCCAGUGGCUUUGCACCUGCUGAGGGUCCCGCUUCCCAUGCUUGCAGGUGGCUUUUGUGCAGUGCAAGCCAGUCAGGCUGCUGAAUAAUUCCUUCGGCACCCCAGGCAGCUUUUCCUCUUGUACCACCCUGCAUCUCUGCAAAGAAGCUCAUUGUACUCUGUAAACCAAGUGCCUUACAUUGCCAUAUAGUCCUUUUGUACUCUUGCCCUUUGUACCAUAUUGAUCGCUACACCCCCUUCCUCCAGCUCUCCAUGGGUAUGUAUGACGUUACUUAUAGUGCGCAUAUGUUCAGAGCCACCAGUAAAAGGGACAGGUUGUGCUGGAAGAAUCCCUUCGUUUUCUAUGCCUUUUUUUUACUUGUUGAACAGUGUUUUCCAUAGAGGGGGAUAUCCCCACCCUUCCCUAUUUCCUCUGGUCCUGCUAGAAAAGUCAAUGUGCAAUCCUAAGGUGGAGAGCUCCAGCAGCGAUGCAGCCCUGGCUGUCUUACCGCCGGUAUUGUAUGGUUCAGGGGAUGCAGAGGGCUCCCAACCAGAUAACUCUCCCCCUUCCAGCCUUGCAGGAACUAGCUCUAAAUUCCUUGCAUUUUGUCCCAGAACAAGACUUUCUGUUCUGAAGAACCGUUUUUCUUCCAGGUUAGAUUUUAUACUCUUUUAAAGUCUCUAGCAUGGAUCAAUUCACCUGCAAAGGCGCCAGGAAAAAAAAAAGGGGGAUAACCACCUUCUCAGAUGGGUUUUUUUCUUGGGUCACAUCCUGCAACGUGGUGCACAUCUGCAAUAAUCCAAGUGCCCUUCCUUCACCAACGUGGGGGAUCCAUAAUUCAGUAUUACAGCAUCCCUCUCUGCCCUCCUGGGUUGUGCAAUAACCUACUUGGGUCAUGGUUAGAGUAAUCACGGCUAUUUGCGAACACUUGGAGGAGCAGGUCUGAGACAUGGUCAAGCUGUGCGAACACAGCUGGCCUCACCUGCCCUUGGCCUGAGCCAUGGAAAAAGCCUUUGAAGCACCCGUUCUCUCUUCUUCUGUCCCAGGUGUCUCAUCGGUGUGAUAGAUGGGGCAGAUAAUAGCAUUGUGCAGAGAGCGAUUGUUUUAAGAGCUCAUUGAAUUAAUCUUCUUUGCGCAAGUGGGCAUUAAAAUGAAACCUGUUUGUUCUCCUAAAGUUGUCUUUGCCACACAAGUUCUCCCAUUCCCCAAUUUUGAGCAGACUUUCCUGUCUGGAUGGCAGUGGGGGUGCCCAUGAGAUUGGCCUUCGUCCCAGUGGGUUGGAGGUACAGCUGCAUCUGACUUUUGUCUAACAUAGAUGAAGCUCCUGGAGGUGGAGUCCCCAGUUUCGGCUGACUUCUUGCACUGGAGUGGGGGUCUGCAAUGGUCUGGCUCUGCCAGCUCCUUUGUCACCUUCAAGGUGGCAUGCUCGGGUAGUCUGCUAGUGAAGCUAUCACCUGUACCCCUCGGUCCCCUCUCCAUGUGCACACUCUUUGUCAGAGGCAGGGAAGAACUCAAGGUGUAAAGGCUAGAUUGGGUAUACGUACUUCUUUUUUCCAUCCAUUUAAUUCCACGGACCAAACAAACAAACUCAAGGAAAACUCUGUUCUUCCAUAUUUAUACUGUCGUGCAAAUUUCUUUUCUAUUUUGUUGUUUCGGAUAAUUGUUUCAGACUUUUUAAAAAAUCCCAUUUGUUUCAUCCCCCCCAGUCACUUAAGAAGACUUUUGUAUGGAUUUUUGUUUUUUUGUUAAGGAGUUUUUGUGACAAACUCUCAACAAAAGUAUUUUCUGAAAUAACUAAAUAAAAGGCAUAGAAUCAUCAAUGUGCU
Messenger RNA from Gavialis gangeticus (Gharial), 5631 nucleotides. RefSeq names its product translocation associated membrane protein 2 (gene TRAM2). Gene Ontology annotation, biological process: protein insertion into ER membrane; SRP-dependent cotranslational protein targeting to membrane, translocation. Lineage: Eukaryota; Metazoa; Chordata; Crocodylia; Gavialidae. The transcript has 12 exons. Gene Ontology annotation, cellular component: endoplasmic reticulum membrane. The record is from RefSeq and is a predicted model, not a curated record. Bases 58 to 1227 code for a protein of 389 amino acids.